Molecule: messenger RNA, 520 nt
Organism: Leptomonas pyrrhocoris
Lineage: Eukaryota; Euglenozoa; Kinetoplastea; Trypanosomatida; Trypanosomatidae
Exons: 1
Coding region: 128-520 (130 amino acids)
Biological process (GO): mRNA splicing, via spliceosome
Cellular component (GO): precatalytic spliceosome; U6 snRNP; U4/U6 x U5 tri-snRNP complex
Molecular function (GO): RNA binding
Source: RefSeq, a predicted model, not a curated record
GCUCUUUUCUUCUCUCUUCACGUGAGUGGUCGUGAUUCACUGCGUUGUAUGUGCAGCGAUUACCCCUCCCUCAACUCACACACACACACAACUGUACGGUCAUUCAUUUCUUCUUAUUCCAGCGCCGAUGCUUACCCAGUACCUUCGCAAGCGUGUCUCUGUCGUCACCGUGGACGGCCGCAAUCUCGUCGGGGUGCUGCACGCUGCGGAUCAGCUGCUCAACGUCGUUCUCACCUCGUGUGUGGAGCGGGUGGGGGCGCCGUACGAUGCGGCGGACGUAGACGCAGAUGGAGACACAGAAGGAGGCGAAGGCCGCUCCAUCAUCCGUGGCGCCACCAGCGGUGCGGCGUCCUCCUCUUUUAGUCCCAUGGAAGAGGUCCAACUCGGUGCGGUGAUGUUGCGCGGCGCCGACGUCGUCUCCAUCGCCGUCAUCGACGUGUACGAGGAGGCGGGCACGAAUGUGAAGGAGUGGCGUGGACGAGACAUGCCGCCCGUGGCCACCACCAUGUGCAAACCCUGA